Betta splendens (Siamese fighting fish) is the source of this 2510-nucleotide messenger RNA. RefSeq names its product solute carrier family 16 member 12b (gene slc16a12b). The transcript is spliced from 7 exons. The record is from RefSeq and is a predicted model, not a curated record. NCBI's taxonomy places the organism in Eukaryota, Metazoa, Chordata, Actinopteri, Anabantiformes, Osphronemidae. Bases 377 to 1774 code for a protein of 465 amino acids. Gene Ontology annotation, molecular function: monocarboxylic acid transmembrane transporter activity. Gene Ontology annotation, biological process: transmembrane transport; monocarboxylic acid transport.
UGCAGGAUUCGGGGCGCUUGGUUAACAGCUUCUCAGCUCCACAGGUGAAGCUCAACACCUGGGUGAUGACUGAGGCUCAGCUGGUGACGUAUUGCCUUUUAAUUUACAGACUGGAGUGAGUGUCCGGUGGACGAUGAGGAGGGUUCUUUGAAACCUGCUCAGCUCGUUCCUCCUCUGUCCUCCCUGUCUGUGCUGCUUAGCUCCACCCCGCGGUCGCACUGUUGCAGUGGACGAGUUGUCUGCUGUGUUUAUCUUGUGGCUGAGUCAACCUGUAGAAUCUAAAACUAAUUUACUGCUCUCACUUAUAGGACCAGGCCACCUCAGCACCAGAACCAGGACCAGGAGCUGCUCAGAGAAUACAGGUGCUUGUGAAACGAUGGCUGAAGGGAAGAGGAAGCGCAACAGGGCGUCUCCUCCGGACGGCGGGUGGGGCUGGGUCAUCGUUGGCUGCUGCUUCAUGGUGACGGUCUGCACUCGUGCAGUGACCAGGUGCAUCUCCAUCUUCUUCGUUGAGUUCCAGGCUCAGUUUGGAGCCGACUACGCCGCCACAGCCUGGAUCCACAGCCUGGUGGACUGCACCACUAUGCUCUGUGCUCCUCUCGGCAGCCUGCUGGGGAAUCGCUGGUCGUGCCGUGCAGCUGUGAUUUUGGGUGGAGUCCUCUCCUCCUGCGGCCUCCUCCUCAGCUCCUUCUCCACCAGCCUGGAGCUCCUCUACUUCAGCUUGGGCAUCCUGACAGGUCUGGGCUUUGCUCUGUGCUACACCCCGGCCAUCGCCACAGUUGGCUGUUACUUCCAGCAGAAGAAGGCGCUGGCCUACGGCAUCGCCAUGUCUGGCAGCGGCAUCGGGACCUUCGUGUUGGCACCAGCCGUGCAGGAGCUGAUUGAGCUGUACACGUGGAGGGGGGCGCUGCUGGUCCUGAGCGCCAUGGUCAGCAACCUCUGCGUCUGUGGAGCUCUGCUGCGACCACUGCAACUGACAGAGAACGGGGAGGAGGGGGGGGAGUCAGCGGGGGAGGACAGAUGUGGUGUGGGGUCAUCGAAGGACGCCGAGCUUGGAGCUCUGCCCUCGGCUCAGAGGAGGGGCCUCAGCUCGUACUGUCUCUCCAGUAAGGAGUACCGCUUCCUGCUGCUGCCGGACUUCCUGGGCCUGGCCGUGUCCAUCCUGCUGCUGGCCAGCGGCUGCAGCCUCCCCUUCGUCUACCUGGUGCCCUACGCUCUGAGCGCUGACGUCAGCCACCAGCAGGCCGCCUUCCUCAUGUCCAUCCUGGGCAUCGUCGACAUCGUGGGGAACGUCACCUUCGGGUGGCUGACGGACCGCAGGUGGCUGAAGCCGUACCGUCUGGCGUGCUACGUCUUCGCGGUGGCGAUGGACGGCCUCUGCUGCCUCUUCACCCCGCUGCUCCAGUCCUUCCCACUCCUUGUUCCAUUCUCCAUCCUCUACGGUUACUUUGACGGCGCCUACGUGGCUCUGAUCCCCGUCGUGACGUCGGACAUUGUGGGAGCGACGUACUUGUCCUCUGCGCUGGGUGUCGUCUUCUUCCUCCAUGCAAUCCCCUACCUCAUCAGCCCGCCUGUGGGGGGGUGGCUGGUUGACGUCACAGGAACUUACACGGCCACCUUCUUCCUCAGUGGCGUCGCCAUGCUGGCCAGCGCACUUGUGCUCUCCACCAUUGCUGGAUUUCGCCGCUGCCAUCGCCAACGGUCUGCUGUCACCAUGGAGGCCGAGCUUAAACCUUUCAACAAGCAGGUGCUUGGUCCAGCUGUCGUCUCAUAGACCCACAGGAGUCAGAGUCACUCACACGGCACCUGGAGCUGGAGAAAACCCAUUCCUGUCCCGACGAACAUCAAGACAAGGGGCACUAGACGAUGAUGCAGCCGCUCAUCAGUCUGUGAAGCUCAGGGUUCAUCGAGGACAAAAGGGUGUCAGACGUACAGUCAAUCCGUCUGUACUAAUCAGACUGAUUAUCACCCACAAUCCUCCUGUUCUCAGGAGGCGUUUGGAGUUAGGAUUCCAGCAGCCACUCAACAUAAGACUAAUGGUGCUGCCACGAUGCAGCAGCUUCAUCAAAACUCCACCAAUUUAAAAUCACUGGAGGGAAUAAAUGAGAUGGGCCAACUGGUACAGAACAGCUGAUCUAAAGGUUGAAACCAAAGAAACAAAAAUGAAGCGUCUUCUACUUCGUGGUUACUUUGUUACAUUUGUUUAGGUUUUUAAAAGGUAUUAACCAUUAAAACUAACAAAAGCCUUGGAUCAUUGUGAAGACGUUUGGAUUCACUAACGAUGGCGAUUUCCUGUGUAAUUACGUCAAAGCAGCCGCCUUCAUAUAAACCUGUUUUUAACAAAUGUUGAUCAGUGACCUCAACCAAAACAGUCUGAGUCUGCACAACUGGAGGGAGAUGACGGGACAAAGAUCAAAGUCAACUAAGGGAUCCAAAGACUUUUUCAGACUUCUAUGAAUUCAAUUUUAUACAAAAUAGGAUUUUUUGAAUUAAAGGAAAAUUUCUCAAGA